Molecule: messenger RNA, 4224 nt
Organism: Nomia melanderi (Alkali bee)
Lineage: Eukaryota; Metazoa; Arthropoda; Insecta; Hymenoptera; Halictidae
Gene: MEP-1
Product: zinc finger protein MEP-1
Biological process (GO): positive regulation of transcription by RNA polymerase II
Cellular component (GO): nucleus
Source: RefSeq, a predicted model, not a curated record
UUGUGCCUGGUGACAGGAUACGGACGGAGUUUGUGCGCGUUCCGUUGCAUCGUAGAGCUACCGGGAUCCGUGAAUAGAGCGAGUUAAGUAGCACGAGACAUGCCCUGAACCGAGCAUACUGAAUGGGGAUUCUCUCUCAUCCCGGAUCGCCGGUCUCACGAACCCUUCUUCGUAUUUCUCUCUUUUUCACCGAGCAGCGUAAUUAUCGUCGCCUUGAACGAUGCAUCACGCUGCAUCAGGACGACACAUUGGUGUGCAGGUUAAAACUGUGCUCAGCAUCUUUUUUAAGAACUUUGCGCGUCCUUCAAACGAAUCCACGAACAGACUGUUCGUUCUUACUCCUUUAAACAUUAAUGUAAUAUAGAUUUUUUUUUCUUUUUUGAUAAGAAUGAACAUUUCCCCCUUAAUACCCUCGUUCUGACACCGAGAGCGAACGGGUCAACGUAAAAAAUUUCUCAUCGAAUAUCUUAGCCACGAACAUUGACUCAGGUGGAUCCUCUAUAGAUAAUCUAACAAAAUGGUCCGCGUUUAUCUAGUUCCUUCUUCGUCGCGCGCGCGGUAAUCUCCGCGAAAAUGUUGAUCGGUGGUCUAAGGUUUUUUCGUCGGGUCCUCGUGACAGUUGAGUUUCGUCGAUUAUUUUUCGACGGGAAAACCGUUUAAGUGCAAUAACGUCGUGGGAGAUCAGUAUGUCAUGAUCGGAUUCGAUCAACUGUACAGUGGUGGUCCCAUGGAAGGCACGUUGGAAGAACCCCCUAUUAAGGACUCAUCUCAGGCCAGUCCUGAUAAGGUUCUCAAAGAUGUCGUGAUACCAAAUGGAGUUAACGGAAAUUAUAAUGACACCGAAGGAUUUAUUGAUUCGGAGAAUGUAUCUAAAUCAUCAAAAGAAACAGACAAUGCCACAAAAGGGGAGGGGGAGGAAAAUGAGGAAGAAGAUGACGAGGACGAACGUAGAAUGGAAGUUGAAAUUGAAGAUGGAGAAAUAGAAUCAGAAGACAGUGAGCAGGAUAGUAUACCGGAAAGUAGGAGUAAAGGGAGUGAAAUGUUUGAGUCAAGGGAUGACUCUAAUCUAAUUAAAUCAUCCGAGGGUGUCAGUGAGACGAACAAUUCUAGUGAAGUGUCUAAAACUGAUGAUAAGUGUAAAAACACAUCUUGUGAGGCUAUGGAAAUCGAUGAACAGAGUAAUAACUCAGAUGUUGAAUGUUUGGAUGAAAGCAUAACAGAGAUACAAUUUGAUAAUGACGAUGUGUUCACUAUGAAAAACUCUGCCCAUAAGGAUAACCAGAAUCUAUCUGGCAGCAGUGAUUUAGAUCAGCUUAACAACAGUAGCGAAAUUACUGAUAGCACCAUGGAUACGUCUGACGUGAAAAUAUGCGAAGAAAAUGGAAGCUGUGAGAGCCCUGAUAUUGAAGAAAUAACUGAUAGUGCAAAGAAUGGUCAUAAUGCUUCGCCAGAGCGAGCUAAUAAAGAUCCUACGAAACAAAGGAAGCCAAGGAAACAAGUAGACCUUAGUAGUAUUACACCGAGAAGGAGUUCUCGUAAUAUAAAGAGGACAAGUUAUAUAGAAAAGGAAAUAGAAGAAGAAGAUGUAGACGAUGAUGGUUCUGACAUAGAAGAAAUUAAGCCAGAAGAUCCUUUGGCUGGUAUUGAUGGUAAAGAUAAAGAGAAUUCUAAACUAAAAUCUCCAAUCAAAAACAGUAAAACUACUAUUGUAGUUAACGAUACUAAACGUCUGGUAGAAAUUGCAGCUGGUAGUAAAUCAGUGAAAGGAGGGAAGAAAGAACCCACCUUAGUUAUUAUAGAUACAAACUCUAUUCUUUCUGGGCGUGGUGGUGUUCCUGUGAGUAACAGUAAGCCUCAUCACACUGUCUCCAGUUCUAGUUCUUUUUCAGUUGUCCCAAUGGGUAUGACAACACAAACAAUGUAUCCUAAUAUGAGGACAACUAUCACACCAGUACCCAUGACGUCAAAAACUGCACAGUUAAGUCCCAAGACAAGCAGUAUGACUACGGUAACACCUACAGUACCUCCAAUAUUACCUACUUUAACUGAUGAUAUGUUUGUCGUAGAGGCUCCAUCUUUUAUAGUACCAUAUGUAUAUGAAAAGCCACCUCUUAAACCAUUAAAAGAUUUUGUCACAAAAUUGGAACAAUGCUUAGAAGAGAAAGAAAAGGAAGAACAAAGCAAAAGAAGCGAAGAAAAUAAGGGAGAAGAAGGCAAUGAAGAUUCAUUGGAUAUGAGUCAGAAAAACAAAGAUAAGGGCGAAGAAAGCGAAGGCGAAGGAAGCUCUAAGAGCAAGAAGGAUGGAGAGGAUAAUAGAGGAGGUGACAAUUCAGUGGACUUAACUGAAUCUGGAUUUAGUAAUAUAGGCGAUAAACAAGACAUAAGGCAAGAUGAUAGAAAUAAAAUACUGACAUACUUUGACUUACCAUUGGGCAAAUUUUUCAUGCAAAUCGGAGUGAAUCUUGUUCAAGAGUAUGUGCAAACAGAUCUUUUACGGACUCAAAAACGUAAACAGGGCAAAGGUAGCACAUCCGCUGAAACUCAAUUAGCUAUAAAUUCACUCAUCAAAAACCUAGAAUUUAGUAAAGAAAAUAAUGAACCAUUCCACUUAGAACUGAAAAAAUGUGAAUUCUGUAGUUUUAAAACAGAAUCGACCUUAGUCAUGCAGCAUCAUUUAGAAACUCCGCAUAUGCGCAAUUACGUCUACAAAUGUAACUUUUGUCCAAUUGAGGUGCGUAGUCCUCACGAUAUCUUAUUUCACAUGGAGGCGGAACAUAAUACUCGUGGAAGGUUGGAACGUGGACCAGCUUUCCAUCAAUGCCCCAAUUGUCCGUUUGAAGACAACCAAAAAGGCAAACUAACUCGGCAUAUACUUGCCUGUACGAAAAAAUUCAGACCAGAGAAGAAUUUAGAACCAGCUGCUGAUUGGGAACCUCCUGCAAAGAUACCAAGACUAAAUCGAGCACGACCUGUUGGACCCACUAAUCCCAAUGCAAUUGCUGCCAUGGCAAUGGGUGGCAAAGGACCACAGCCACUUUUACCAAAACUACUUCCUGCUCCGAUCACAGGUCGUGGAAGAGGUCGACCACCUAUGCAGCCCAGAUACUCAGAUAUGAAAACACUGCGACCAGGUGGAACACAAAUGCGGCAGGAUAACGUUGCAGGAAUGAUGUAUCGUCCGACCUCUUCUGGUUUAUUGGUACCUACUUCAUACCAAUUUGGUAGUAAUCAGAUAUUCCAGGUGGUGGGUGGCUCUGGGACUGUCAUGUCGGCUGUCUCGGGAGUGAGUAGCAGUAGCGGCGGCAGUUCCGGUCAACCCACACCCAUUGCACUUGUACCCAACGUAAUCGACUCUCUCUCUAGGUUGUCCUCGUCACAGAACACGACAUCCAAUCCUAAAAAUCCUACAGCAAAAUUAUUGAGUCAACCAAGUAUAUCUAUAACACCACUGCCGCGUACAACAUCUCAGUCUUCUAUUCCUGGUUCUGGUACUUCAUCAAAGUCAGGGGGGAAGACUACAUUUGUUAUAUGCGAGAUCUGCGAUGGUUAUAUUAAGGAUUUAGAACAACUUCGUAAUCACAUGCAAUGGAUUCACAAAGUGAAAAUACAUCCAAAGAUGAUUUAUAAUAGACCUCCACUGAACUGCCAAAAAUGUCAGUUCCGAUUUUUCACAGAUCAGGGUCUUGAAAGACACUUACUUGGGUCUCACGGUUUGGUUACAUCGAGUAUGCAGGAAGCAGCAAACAAAGGAAAGGACGCAGGUCGCUGUCCUGCUUGUGGCAGGGUAUAUCAAUGGAAAUUAUUAAAUCAUGUCGCGCGAGAUCAUGGAAUGACUUUAAAGCCUGCGCAUCUAUCUUAUAAGUGUACAGUCUGCACUGCCACGUUCGGAAUGUAUAAGCAGUUCGAGAACCAUGUUUAUUCGGCACAUAGUGUCGUAGCUAAGAGAGUAAUGGAUAAGAAGAAUACACCUUCAUCUCCAUCGUCCAGAUCCAAUGAUUCCCUUCUGAAACCAUUGAAGAUCAAUGACGAGAUCACAAUUAUUCCACAACCAGCAAAACCUACAACUAGGUCGGGUACAUCUCAAGGCAGAGGAAAAUAGCAAUGAUCAGCAGAGUGAUACAUGUGUCUUGUCUUACUGAAUUUCACGUAACAAUUUUGUGGUACUCCAUACCGGUCAUUGUAGUACACAGUGACUGACGUGCCGUGUACAUGUGUAUGCAUAUU